AUGCUCGCCGAUGCCCUGCGUGCAUUUUACGACACCAACAUCGCUCUGAUCAAUAGUGACGCCAUCUGCUGCGACCGCAUCGUCGACACCAUCAACGGCGCCCCGCUGUGCAUCCGGGACACACUCGAGAAUUCCGUCUCCGACGCGAAUGCAGAUGGACUCUUCCUGCAGCUCUCUGGCUUGCGUUUCACCGUGGACUGGAGCCGACCUUAG
Molecule: messenger RNA, 213 nt
Organism: Drechmeria coniospora
Lineage: Eukaryota; Fungi; Ascomycota; Sordariomycetes; Hypocreales; Ophiocordycipitaceae
Exons: 2
Coding region: 1-213 (70 amino acids)
Biological process (GO): nucleotide catabolic process
Molecular function (GO): hydrolase activity
Source: RefSeq, a predicted model, not a curated record